Clonostachys rhizophaga is the source of this 3201-nucleotide messenger RNA. Lineage: Eukaryota; Fungi; Ascomycota; Sordariomycetes; Hypocreales; Bionectriaceae. The record is from the annotation of a GenBank genome assembly.
AUGCCCGUCGUUACGCCAGAAAAGCUGGCUAGCCUGCAAAGGCAGUCUCAAGAUGUUCGAAAUAUAUGUAUUUUGGCACAUGUUGAUCAUGGGAAAACAUCUCUCACGGAUGCCCUGUUGGCCAGGAACGGUAUCAUCUCACCAAAAUUGGCGGGGAAGAUCCGCUAUCUAGACUCACGGCCGGAUGAGCAGAUUCGAGGCAUUACCAUGGAAUCAUCGGCUAUAUCACUUUAUUUCUCUAUGCUGAGAAGGUCAGCACCUGACGUAGAUCCUGAGCAGAAGGAGUAUCUGAUCAACCUGAUCGAUUCCCCUGGGCAUAUUGACUUCAGCAGCGAGGUAUCUACGGCAUCUAGACUUUGCGAUGGCGCAGUUGUUCUCGUUGACGCCGUCGAGGGUGUGUGCAGCCAAACAGUUACCGUCCUCCGCCAAACAUGGAUUGAAAAGCUCAAGCCCUUACUUGUGAUCAACAAGAUGGAUCGAUUAGUCACGGAGUUGAAGAUGACGCCAGGAGAGGCAUACAUUCAUCUCAGCAAACUCCUUGAGCAGGUAAAUGCGGUCCUGGGCAGUUUCUUUCAAGGUGAGCGAAUGGAAGAAGAUCUGAACUGGAGAGAGAGAAUGGAAGAGCGGGCGAGCGCCGCUGCAGCCGCAAAAGAAUCAGCCAUCGCGGACCAGAUUGCCGACAAUGGAGAUGUUCAGUGGGAGGAGCGCGACGAUGAAGAUCUUUACUUUGCGCCAGAACGGAAUAAUGUUAUCUUCAGCAGUGCUGUGGAUGGCUGGGCCUUUACAUGCCGACAGUUCGCCAGCUUAUAUGAGAAGAAACUCGGCAUCAAGCGAGGCGCGAUGGAGAAAGUCCUAUGGGGGAGCUUUUACCUAGAUCCUAAAACCAAAAAGGUUCUGGGGCCAAAACAUUUAAAAGGCCGAAAUCUGAAGCCUAUGUUUGUUCAGCUUGUACUGGAGCCGAUCUGGACGGUCUAUCAAGCAACAACAGGCGGCGAUAAUGGAAAGGGUGAUCCGGUGCUUCUCGAGAAAGUAAGCAAGUCACUCAACCUCACAAUUUCACCACACGUCAUCCGCGCCCGCGAUCCACGACUUCUCAUGACUACGGUCUUCGCUUCUUGGCUUCCUCUUUCGACCGCUUUGCUUGUAUCUGUUGUUGAGAGUCUUCCUUCGCCACCGAAGGCUCAGUCUGAACGACUACCAGAGCUGUUGGACAGUUCUCCUGGAGCAGACCAUAUUGAUAACAGGGUGAAGGACGCCAUGGUGUCGUUCAAGACAGAGAAGUCGGAUCCUGUAGUUGCGUAUGUCAGCAAGAUGGUAUCUGUUCCAGAAAGCGAGUUACCUGAAAACAAACGCCGGCCAGGACAGAUGAGUGGAGAAGAGGCUCGAGAUCUAGCUAGGAGAAAGCGAGCCGAAGCUGCCAGAGCUCAGGGAGCCAACGGCGAAGCAGCGGUAGAGAACAUCGCAGAGUCUCUGGCUAACGUUGAUAUUGACAACAUCACACCAGAGCUCGAACAAACAGAAGUCGAUCCCGAACACUUGAUAGGGUUCGCGAGAAUCUAUUCCGGAACAUUAUCUGUUGGAGAUAAGCUCUACGUCCUUCCCCCCAAAUGGUCCCCCGCCCAUCCAGACCACGAUCCCCAACCACAAGAGGUGACGGUCACCGCUCUGUACAUGUUGAUGGGCAGAAACCUGGAGUCCUUACAGCAAGUUCCGGCUGGAGUGGUCUUCGGAAUCGGGGGUCUUGAGGGUAAGAUACUGAAGUCAGGGACACUCUGCAGUCUACGUGAUGGGGCUCCCAACUUGGCUGGAGUCAGCAUGGCAGGAAAGCCCAUUGUCCGCGUCGCUCUCGAGCCUGUCAACCCCGCGGAUCUUGACAAGAUGAUCAAAGGUCUGGAGCUUCUCAUCCAGAGCGAUCCUUGCGCCGAGUACGAACAGUUCAGCAGUGGCGAGCAUGUUCUUCUGACAGCUGGCGAACUGCACCUAGAAAGAUGCUUGACAGAUUUGAAGGAUCGUUUUGCGCAUUGCGAAGUACAAGCAGGAGAACCUAUUGUCCCCUAUAGGGAAACGAUUGUGCGAGCUGAAGAGAUGCGCCCUCCUGUUAACCGCGAGCUUGGACGUGGUGUUGUCGUCGGUGUUACCAGCUCCAAGCAAGUGCACAUUUCCCUUCGGGUUCGCCCGUUGCCAGAGGAAGCUACAACUUUCCUUCUUAAGAAUGCGGAUUCUAUCAAGAGGCUAUAUACCGAUAAGAGUUUGGCAGACAGUGAGGAUAACGUGGACGGAGCAGAUAGGGAGAAUAUUGAUGCCGAUACGGAGCUUGCUGCAGGCAAUACUCUAUCAGUUGAUGAGUUGAAGAAGCAACUCCAGCAAUCUUUGGAGAGAGGCAAAGGCCGAGAAGCCUGGAAGAACCAGGUCCACCAGAUUGCGGCCUUCGGCCCUCGACGAACAGGUCCAAACCUCCUCAUUGAUGCUACAAAGGAUGGUAUCUUACCCAAGGUAUUCGCAAAUGAGAAGGAUCAGGCUUCGGCACCUCAAGCAGGAGAGGCUUUACAUCCUAGUCAUCUGUCCGACAAAAUUACCUAUGCAUUCCAGCUGGCGACAGCCCAGGGACCACUCUGCAACGAGCCUGUGCAGGGACUAGCAGUCUUUGUGGAGGAUAUUUCCCUAGAUCUUCCCGAAGACGAUUCUUCAGCCAGGGACAAGCUCGGACGUUUGACUGGUGAAAUUAUCAAAACCUUCCAGUCCUCUCUACGAUCUGCAUUCCUAGACUGGUCCCCACGAAUCAUGCUUGCGAUGUACAGUGUCGAGAUCCAAGCGUCUACGGAGGUUCUAGGCCGAGUGUACGAUGUGUUGACCAGGCGUCGAGGUCGCGUUAUCGCCGAGACUAUGAAAGAAGGAACCCCUUUCUUUACAAUUCAAGCCCUGCUCCCCGUUGCGGAGAGUUUUGGCUUUGCAGACGAGAUGCGGAAGCGAACAAGUGGCGCCGCCCAGCCUCAGCUUUUAUUCGCUGGGUUUGAGAUUCUAGACGAGGAUCCAUUUUGGGUCCCCUUCACGGAAGACGACCUGGAAGAUCUGGGAGAAUUCGGAGAUAAGGAGAAUGUGGCAAAGAGGUACAUGGACGGUGUGCGUAGGAAGAAGGGUUUACUGGUUGAAGGAAGAAAUGUGGCUACGGAUGCAGAGAAACAAAAGACCCUCAAGCGGUAA